AAAUUGCAAAAGCAAUGUACCCCAUGACAUGCCAGACCAGGAGAGAUCUGCUGUGAGUCCGAGCUGAGAAAGAAUUCCGGCUUUCUGAUACCUCCAGCUCCAUCAGGGAGUUGACUCCGGCUGAUUUUGUGUGCCAUACUGCUCGUGGUGGCCCCUCCCAUCAUGGCCCUCCUGGCUCAGACCCUGGCACUGCUGGCAAUAACCGCGGCCACCGUGGCCAUCAAGGUGGUGCCCCUGGACAUGGCCCAGGACUCCUUCGAUGACCAGUACCGGGGCUGUGGCCCUGCCAUGAACGCAAAGCUGCUAUCCCUCUACAACUCUGAGUACCAGAAGAAUCCUCACUUUGCCUGGAGCUGGUAUCAUGCUGAUGCUGAGUGGCGCAAGCGGGGCUCUCCUGUGUCCCCUCUGGUGUCCCCAUGGCAGGCUGUGGCUCUCAUAGCCUACACGUCGCAGAAUGCAUACAAGGAGUUCAACGCGGCCGUGCGUGUGGCGGGGCGUUCCCGUGAGGAAUACCAGAACAACUUCCACUUCAAAACGCUGCAUUUCCUGCUGACUGAUGCCCUGGUGACGCUGAAGCACGCUCAAAACAGGCAGUGUCACCACGUGUUCCGGGGUGUGAGUGGCGUUCGUUUCAAGGCGCAGCGUGGCCAGAGGGUCCGGUUUGGUCAAUUCACAUCGACGUCGCCACAUAAAGAGAUUGCUCAGCACUUUGGGACAGACACGAUUUUUGAGGUUUACACAUGCCAUGGCGUAGGCAUCGGGCAGUUUUCCAUGUAUCCAGGGGAGGAGGAGGUGCUGAUCCCACCCUUUGAGACCUUCAAGGUCACCAAAGUCCGCCGGAAUGGGGAAAAGACAUGGAUCAAUCUCCGCUCCACAGGGACCUUCAGCAAAUACAACUGCGCGUGGUUGUGAGGUGACAGCACAGGGGACAGCCUGGGGCGAUGGGGACAUCCACUGUGGCCAAAGGGACACCCAUGAUAAGGCACAGGGGACAAUGAUACUCACUGGGCAUGGGGGCCAACGAACACCCACUGUGUGGGGGGGAUUAGGACACCCAGGGCUGGUGACAUCAAAUUUGGGGUCACCCAUUGUGGGCAUGAGGCAAGAACAUCCAUCACAGGGCACAGGGAUGGGGAUACCCACUUCUGGGAGGGGGCAGGGACAGGAACACUCCUGUGAGGGGUUGACAGAGACUGGACCCUGCCUGUACCGAACCUGUCCUGCCCCUCCAAAACAGUGCUGCUGGGAUGGCCCCGAGUGCUGGACACGGGUGGGCAACAACCCCCCAUGGCACUUCUUGAACCCCUGGCACCCCCUGGCACCCCUGACUAUCCCUGACCCCUGUCAUCCAUAGGACCACCAUGACUCCGCUGACCUACCGAGCCCCUCUACCCCCCAUAUCACCCCAACCAUGACAUCCUGUCACCUGUCACCUCAUGGCUCCCAUCUCUCCUGCAAUGCCUAACCCCCCCCAUUAUGGCCAUUCCCAACCCCCUCACUCCCCACAUGGUCUCCUAAUAUACCCCUCUUUUUGCUCCAGGUGGGAGCAUCCCAAGGCCACCUUGUCACCUCCGAGGAUUCCUCCUGGCCACCACACACCUGGCAUGGGCCACAGGGAUCCUCUGAGCUCUAGGCUAGCAAGAUCACUGAGGUGACUGUGGUCACUGUGGCAGCCACAGCCUCCACGAUCACCAAGACACCCUCAGCCACAAGGCUACCACAGCCACUGUGACCGCUGUGCACACCAAGGCCAUUGUGUAAAAAAGUUCUAUUUUAUAAUUCAAUCAUAACAAUUCCAUUAAAUGAUUCUGACAAAGCCAGCAAAAA
Messenger RNA from Haemorhous mexicanus (house finch), 1827 nucleotides. Its product is annotated as NAD(P)(+)--arginine ADP-ribosyltransferase 2-like. Lineage: Eukaryota; Metazoa; Chordata; Aves; Passeriformes; Fringillidae. Gene Ontology annotation, molecular function: NAD+ poly-ADP-ribosyltransferase activity; NAD+-protein-arginine ADP-ribosyltransferase activity. The transcript is spliced from 2 exons. The record is from RefSeq and is a predicted model, not a curated record. Bases 163 to 912 code for a protein of 249 amino acids.